Penicillium canariense is the source of this 2016-nucleotide messenger RNA. RefSeq lists its product as uncharacterized. Lineage: Eukaryota; Fungi; Ascomycota; Eurotiomycetes; Eurotiales; Aspergillaceae. The transcript has 2 exons. The coding region runs from base 1 to 2016 and encodes 671 amino acids. The record is from RefSeq and is a predicted model, not a curated record.
AUGUCUUCCUCGAAUUCUAAUAACCAACAUCCUUCAUCCUCCUCCGCCGACCUUGCGUCCCAGUCAAAUCCCAAUGUUCAUCUGGACCCGAACAACGGAUACGCCCCCAGCGACAACCAGCUUGCGGGUUUGGUGGAAGCAGCAACCGCUGCUGCAGGCCAAGAUGUCUCCCCUCAGUGGGCUGCCGCUGUUGCCACCGCUGCUGGGGUAGCGGGACAUCACCAAUUGGAUGGUUACGGCGCAGACAUGCAUCUUGGGGACGAUGGGUUCGGUGAUGCGAACUUCGGCGCUGGAAUGGGAGGUGGCAGGCACUUGAGAGUACCGAAUGACCACUCCCAAGGGUCUGGACUAUCUCGCACCGUAUCAAAGAAACGGAAGAGGAACGAUGAUAAUCUCGACCCCGCGCUGGCCGGAGCUGGCCUCUCUGGAGCGCAACAGCAGAAUUCGCAACAAUCUCAGCAAGCCCAGCAAGCCCAGCAUGGCUAUGCUGGCGAUAACAUUGAUAUCCGUCCCGUGCCACCACAGUCACUCUCCGAAGCGCGUGCAGUGGGUGUUCAUUCUGCAGCAGCACUGUUUCGCCAACCAUCAAGCAACAAAAAGUACACUCGCCCCCCAAUGUCGAAGCUGUUUGCGUCACUUGAACUGUCGCCUGAAAACUUCUUGCACCUCCAAGCUGCAGCCAAAGGAUUCAUGUUGGACGAUGAUCACCCCGAACGGCGUGACUGCGUUGGUCAGCGCGGGAAGGGAGACACCGAAAUGGUCAAGCUGCGACUAUGGAACUGCGUUUCACAUUUCCUUGAGGCCGAGGGAAAUGGCGAGCGAUUCUUCGGAGAAGAUGUUGUGAACGAGGGCAUGGGUCCUAGAACCUAUAUUUGGCCCCACGACAAGCAAAAAAUCAUUUCGUUGGUCAUUCCUCUUUUGAGACGAAUGGUCACCAACGAACGGCAACGCCAAUAUGCGAUUGAAACACGCAAGGGAGGCGGCACAGAAGAGCGCCGGCGCCGCAAGACCAAUGAAAGCUUCCAGGAUUUGGAUGGCCCUCGUUUCUCUCCAGAGCAACAGUUGCAGCAGAUGCACAAUCAGAGCCAAUCGAUGCCCCCGCCGCCACCCCCGGGACAGGCCGCCCAGGCGGCGAUCGAAUCAGAUCAAAUUAUGGAUAUUGGUUUGGCUGACCUGCUCUUGGAUGGAUACACAGUGGACUGGAACGAGAUUGCCAGAUCCUAUGAUAUGUAUAACCACGACUAUGAACUGGAUAACCUCUGGUCUCUCUCCGGACUUCAGCAGCCUGACUGGCGUGGCCUGGUUGCAGCUGUAGAUAGCCACUACCAUGUUGUCCACAACGGUGAUUACGAGUGCCCACCCGGCUGCGAGAAGGCAAAUGUCGACCGCAUUAUCCAUGCUGAUGCGACGGCAAAUCUUUCAUGGCGCAUUGGAGGAGGUCGCAACCUGCCUGCGCGUGACGAAUUCGCCAGCAGUAUCACCCGCGACGUCUCGCGGAUAAUUCGCGAGAACAUUGCCGCAAGACAUGGUGCCCCACCGACCUCUCACGUACCAGCAGGAGCAGAUCACCAAUUCCACCCUCAGCAACCAUUCGUCCCAAUCCAAGACUCGAAGCCCCACUUGGCUGCUAAUGUCGCUACCUCCAACACCAAUUCCCACACGCAAAUCUACCUCCGCAUCAAUGUGCUCCAACACGGAAAACGCAUUCUUCCCCGACUGGACGUACCAGCGGGCCAUUGCCCUAACGUCCAUACGAUCAAGGAGUCGGUUCUCCGCCGCUAUCACGGCCAGAUUCCAGGCCUACCACUUCUACAGGGAUCAGACAAUAUUGAUCAGCAAAUACAGGAUUCCACUGCGGCUGCAAGCUGGAAGGUCAAGGCCUUGCUGCCGGAUGGCCUUGUUGAUGUCCAGAGCGAGAAAGACUGGGCCUUUGCUCUCCUCUCUGCGGAUACAGUGGACUGGAUGGACGGCGACUUGAAGAUUCUCGUUGAACUUGAAGGUGGUAAUACCCAGUAG